GGAACACACAACGCCACACUGAAACAGACACGCUUAAGCUUAUUUUUACUAAUCCUCAUAAAUUAGUUAUUUAUUAUUUCGGCGAAAACUUAUUUUUUUUGUUUACAUUUAUUAUUGUGAGCAAUUACAAAAGCGGAAUAAGAAAAAGGAAUAAAAUCAGAAAUCAAGAGAGGAAGGAAGGAGUGGCGAUGGCGGCUCCGAGGAGGAAGAUAAGCAAGGAACAAGUUAUAGAGAAGCUUAAGGACGAUGGAGAUUUUGACAGUCUCCGUCUCCGAAUCAUACGCCGCCUCAAAGAUAACGAGGAGUUACGAAACAAUAUGAUAUCACUUGUCAAGGAAUCAACAGCUUUGAAUGGACCGGAUGCUCAAAAUAUGAAAACCAGGCAACUCUCUGAUGCCAUCUUCCAAGAAGUUGGGAGCAAGAUGUUGAGCCAGCUCUCAGAUGGGUUGUGGGGGAUUAUAAGAUCAGAAGACGGGAUGAAGAACGAGAUCAGAGAAACCGUGCAAUCUGUUUACACUACAUUAUCUAACCCUGGAGGUGUUCAAGCGGCGAAACAUAACAUCCCAGCACCGGUCACAAAAGGUGAAACCUCCUCAUCUCUUCUCCAUUUAGAUAACAAGCAAUCCAGGUUUGAUCCAUCAAGUAAACAGAAGCAAGAACUGAUUCAAGUAGGAUAUGUACAAGAAAACAAUGGAGAAGCAGCAUGUAGUAGCAGUACUAGCAACAGAGUUGGUUACACUGACAACAAUAACAACUGUGAUGAAGAAGAAGAUCCUGAACUCCCUCCUGGUUUUGGCUAAACAUUUUAAUUAGUAUUUAUUUUUUUGUGUAAGAUAAUAGCACCAAACUCAAAUCUUGUGAGAACAACCGAUUUAUUCUGUUAUUUUUUAAUUAAAAAAUGAUAAAUAUAAAGGCUGCG
Messenger RNA from Eruca vesicaria subsp. sativa (arugula), 919 nucleotides. Lineage: Eukaryota; Viridiplantae; Streptophyta; Magnoliopsida; Brassicales; Brassicaceae. The record is from the annotation of a GenBank genome assembly.